Molecule: messenger RNA, 1509 nt
Organism: Fusarium proliferatum ET1
Lineage: Eukaryota; Fungi; Ascomycota; Sordariomycetes; Hypocreales; Nectriaceae
Exons: 10
Coding region: 1-1509 (502 amino acids)
Molecular function (GO): heme binding; iron ion binding; oxidoreductase activity, acting on paired donors, with incorporation or reduction of molecular oxygen
Source: RefSeq, a predicted model, not a curated record
AUGAUAGAGCACUACCCAUCUCAGGCUCUCUCUGGGCUGACCCUUGCCAUUGCCACUAUUUUGCUUCUUGCAUGGGCCCAUUGGCGCUCUCAACAUACGCUGCCACUACCACCUGGUCCGCCUUCUGAGUUUCUUCUUGGCCAUUUCCGUGUUAUACCCAAGGAGAAUGCGGCAGCAGUAUACGCGAAAUGGUCGAGAGAAUACAAUUCGGACAUCAUACAUGUCAGAUCCCUGGGUCGUUCUACAGUCGUGCUCAAUAGCGCCGAUGUAGCCAGGGAUAUCUUGGACAAGAAAGGCGCCAACUUUUGUGACCGACCCCAAUUUACGCUGCUGGAAGUCAUGGGAUGGGGAAAGACCCUGACUUUUCUUCCUUUUGGAGAACGUUGGCAAAUGCACAGAAAGUUACUCCAGACCUCGUUCAGCAACACAAAUGUACGCCAAUGGCACAGCCUGCAGAUAACAGAAGCCCGACGAACGAUUCGAAAUAUAAUCAAGAAGCCUGAAACUUGGGAAACCUCGUUACGUAGGCUUGCGGUUGCCAUCGUUCUGCAAGUCAGCUAUGGCACUCAAGUGCUCGAGGACGAUGACCCUUACAUCCAAAUCGCCAACGAUGCCAUGUAUGCCACUGGCAAUGGUGGAGUUCCCGCCAAUAGUAUUGUUGAUCUAGUUCCAUUCGUUCGCUACCUCCCCGACUGUAUUGUCCGCGACUGGUCCUUGCGAUUUGCCCGGCAGUGGCGCUGGGCUAUUAAAAAGCUUCACGAUAUCCCAUUCGCUGCUGCACAAGCUGAAUAUCACAGAUAUGACCAUCAUAGAAACACAUCUCUAGCACACAACCUCCUACGUGAGUAUAAGGAUAAGGAGUCCCGCGGCCAGGAGCAACAAUGGUCCCUUGAUGAUAUCAAAGGGGCGGCAGGGGCAGUUUUUAUCGCGGGAGCAGAUACGACAUGGGCUACAUGUGUAAUCUUUAUUCUCAACAUGGUUCUUCACCCGGAAAUACAGGACAAGGCACAGCAAGAGCUUGAUACGUUGAUUGGAUUUGAUAAACUUCCCGACUUCUCGGACCGGCCCGCUUUGGUUUAUAUCGAGCAUGUUGUCCAGGAGAUUUAUCGCUGGUCGCCACUGGCUCCUCUAGGGAUCCCACACAAGUCGCUCCACGAUGAUAUCUACAAGGGCAUGCACAUUCCUAAAGGACUGUGGUCUAUGCCAACGCUUAUGCCAUGGCUCAUGAUGAGCGGGUCUACAAAGACCCCCACGAUUUCAACCCCGACAGAUAUGAAGCUGGGGAACCGUUUCCUGUUGGCAAUUUUGGAUUUGGGCGCCGCUAUCCCCACUGCCCCUCGAUACUUCUGCACCCUUGCCAAACUGGAAACAUGCACACAAGUAUUUGAUAAUGUGGUUGACACAUGGCUGACAAUGGUAUUUGCUGCUAGUCACCCUGAGCACUUUGACUGUGUCAUCAAACCGCGAAGUCUCGCAGCUGAGGCACUUGUCAACAGCGACUCGGAAUAG